This is a messenger RNA of Nilaparvata lugens (brown planthopper), 2579 nucleotides long. RefSeq names its product THO complex subunit 5 homolog A (gene thoc5). Gene Ontology annotation, molecular function: mRNA binding. Gene Ontology annotation, cellular component: THO complex part of transcription export complex. Gene Ontology annotation, biological process: positive regulation of DNA-templated transcription, elongation; mRNA export from nucleus. The transcript is spliced from 16 exons. NCBI's taxonomy places the organism in Eukaryota, Metazoa, Arthropoda, Insecta, Hemiptera, Delphacidae. The coding region runs from base 262 to 2361 and encodes 699 amino acids. The record is from RefSeq and is a predicted model, not a curated record.
UAAUUGAAGAAAUAUUUUUGAACAAUAAAAUAUUUUUAAUUGUGGAGUAUCACAUGAGUAAAGUCAUAAAAGGUAGGCUCCCAUACACUUCAUGACGAAACUUCAAACUCAAAUCAAAAUUUAAAAACAAACAUAACCUAACUUUAGUUUGUUUGCCUCAACAACAUCGUGAUCGUGAAUGUUAAUUUCAUCUGCAUUUGAAUAACAAUGUAUUUUUGAAAUAUCAAUUGAAUUAUCUUGAUUUAUUUAAUAUUCCUCAGAAUGUCCAAAGAUACAGGAAGUUCUAGGGAUUCUACUGCAAGCUCUGCAGCUAAGAAACGACGGAAGGAAGAACCAAGUGGAGCUUCCCUUCUGAAAAGCUCCAGCAAUAGUAAACCUACUGAUGAUAAUAAUGUUUAUAAGUUGGUUAUUGACUAUGAAGAGGCAGAAGCUCUGAAAAGAGACCCAGAAGAAGAUUUGAAACUAGUUAAGAAAACAUGUGAAGAGUUUCGAACAUUAUUGGGAGAGAUUGCUGAAAUAAAGGCAAAAAACAAGGAUCCGGCUGCCAUUGCAGAAAAGAAGACACAAGCCUCAUUGCUUUUUGUGCUUCUAAAAAAAUUGAAUCGUCUUGAGAAGUUUCGGAUGAAAAAUUCUCGUGAUUUAUUGCACAAAGUGAAACAGCAAGUGGACAGCCAGCAUCUGCAUUUGCAAAAUCUACUUUACGAAGUGCUGCAUCUGAAGAAGGAAGUAACAAAGUGUCUGCAGUUCAAAUCCAAAGAUGAGGAGAUAGACUUGGUAACAGUUGAAGAAUUCUACAAGGAAGCUCCUGAAACCAUUUCUCGUCCAGAUCAAACGAAAACGGACAGUCAUCAGUUGAAGUUGGCCAGACUGGAAUGGGAGCUGAAGCAGCGGAAGCAGUUGGCAACGCAGUGUCAGGAAUUGCAGGCUGGAAAGGAGACAGUCGCUGCUGAAAUUCAGAAGAAGAAAACGCAUCUUGAAAGUUUGGCCCCCAUGCUCAAGGAUAUCUUGUCCGCGACUAAACCAGUUCAGGAAUAUCUGGGAUUCACUGGAAGCACGAGAGUUGUGAAGCAGCCAGAAACAGCAUAUCUGCUACCAAACCCUCUCUAUUUUCUCUAUGUUCAAGCCAGCUCUUAUCAGGAAGCUUCAGCCAAUAAAAACAUGGCAGUGACCAUAUCAGGAGAUGAAGAAGAAGCGCAAAGAAUGAGACGGACUGCUGUUUCCAAUAAACAACAGUAUGAUCAUCGUGACGAUUCAGACUCUGAUAAUCAGGAGGAAAAGGAAGGAGGCAAACGCCAUCAUCGCAAAAAAUCCAAGACCGAUCGACAAGAGGAGAGAAAGAAACAUUUGCUAGUGAAGCAUCCACUCAGUGUGAUUGUGUCCAUUACUCUGAACAGUGGAAGCAGCUUGCAAUUGGCGUUUUUCUACCUCAUCAACUUGAAUAUUAUCACUGUGAAAGUGAAAGUGGUUCUAGUGGAAGUGGACCACAGCAUAUCUGCUAGUCACCUCAUUUCGGGAGAGACCAUACUUUCCGAAUUAUUUCCAAAUGAUUUUGGAUUGGAGAGCCCAAAUGUUGCUAAUCACUACCAACUCAAACAGGUUGGUUUGAACAGCUACGAUAGCAAAGAAUAUGGAUUAGCGUACUAUUGGGCUCAGAAAAUAUGUGGCUUCGACUUUGCUUCCGCUCAGAACGAAUGUAAAGUGGAGCCUACCAGCACAGUAAGCCAGGAAAAUCUACCAGGCAUUUUGAAGGCCAUCAAGAAACGAUUGGCUGCUAGAAUCUCGCUUUACAAGCAAAUACAAUCUCUUGAAAGUCGAACGGUCCCCGUACAACCUGAACUGUCAAGUGAGUUUGCAUCGAAGACCCAUGGUUCUAUAGAAUUUUGGCAAACCAUUGUUCAUGCAGAUUAUAUAAGUUUGCCUUACACCGCUCACCUCUUGACUGCGGCAUCUGUCAGUGAAUCCGACUCCUUCUUCAAAACUGUUAUCUCCAGAGGAUCUUCAGUGAAGCUGCAUGCAGCGGUUGUACUGAAGAGUGAUUUUCCGUCUACAACUCCUGUAUUUGCAUUGCAAAUUGAAACACAAGGCAAGCAACUCAACGCCAAAAAUGACGAAGCUAUAAGGGACAUGGAACGUGAAGUGAAUCACUAUUGCAAGGAAUAUUGCUCCACCGCCAAUCUGAAGGAAUGGAUUUUAACAGCUCAGAUGCUUCAACUGCUUUCCUGUUUCGAUAUCUAUUUGGAAGCAGUCAUGACGUCUCAAUUUCCAAGGGAGAAAAUUUUCAUUCAACCUGUACGUGGAAAAACACGAUCAUUACCGUACAAGUACAUGAAAACCGGAAAUGGAAUUUUCAUUCAACACUGAGAAACAUGAUGGAUCAAAAUGUAUUACGGUGUUACUGUAUAAAGAUUAUCAGAUCAAGGAGGCUGUAUAAUGAGUCCUGAGCUGAACUGCAUGAUUAUAUCUACACUACAUUUACGAAAACAAGAAAACCCUUACUUACUGGAUGAAGAUUUUUAAUUUGAAAUAAUCUUUUACAAUUCAAUUUAAUGAUUUGAAUGCAAAUAAAUCUCUCUCAGUUA